This is a messenger RNA of Phacochoerus africanus (Common warthog), 499 nucleotides long. It is a transcript of the gene MRPL52, whose product is annotated as mitochondrial ribosomal protein L52. Gene Ontology annotation, biological process: mitochondrial translation. The record is from RefSeq and is a predicted model, not a curated record. Gene Ontology annotation, cellular component: mitochondrial large ribosomal subunit. The coding region runs from base 25 to 477 and encodes 150 amino acids. The transcript has 5 exons. Lineage: Eukaryota; Metazoa; Chordata; Mammalia; Artiodactyla; Suidae. Gene Ontology annotation, molecular function: structural constituent of ribosome.
CCGUGAUUGAAAACCAGAUUCAAGAUGGCUGCUUCCGGCUUCCCCCCGCAGCGUCGCGCGUGGCCAUCGAGGCCACGCCCACUUCCGGCUCCGCGCCUCAGCAUGGCUGCUUGGGGUAUAUUGCUAUCUACAGGUGUCCGGAGGCUGCACUGCGGAACGGCGGCUCAGGCGGGCAGCCAGUGGCGACUCCAGCAGGGCUUUGCUGCCAACCCCUCUGGCUACGGACCUCUUACGGAGCUCCCAGACUGGUCUUACGCGGAUGGCCGCCCUGCUCCUCCAAUGAAAGGCCAGCUUCGAAGAAAAGCACAAAGGGAAAAGUUUGCAAGACGAGUUGUACUGCUGUCACAGGAAAUGGAUGCUGGGUUACAGGCAUGGCAGCUCAGGCAGCAGGAGAAGUUGCAGGAAGAAGAAGGCAAGCAGAAGAAUGCUCUUAAAUCCAAAGGGGCUCUACUUCAGAACCCACAACCAAGUCAAUAAAAAGCAACUCCUGUCUCCCUUC